Molecule: messenger RNA, 204 nt
Organism: Loa loa (African eye worm)
Lineage: Eukaryota; Metazoa; Nematoda; Chromadorea; Rhabditida; Onchocercidae
Exons: 1
Source: RefSeq, a predicted model, not a curated record
AUUGAUGCGAUACUGAUACUGGGGACGGUACUAUCAAUUGUUAUCAGCUGCGUAAUGGUUACAAUCGAAAUUCGGAACUACAAACUGUAUCAAUUAGCUAAAAGCAAGCCUGUGAGACCGAUUUUAACCAGAGAAUUCUUGGAAAGAAUACGAAUUGAGCGUUACAACGCUAAGGGACGUGGUUUGUCAUUUACUCGCAUAUAA